AUGCCGCCGAAAACUAGUGGAAAGGCAGCCAAGAAGGCUGGCAAAGCCCAGAAGAACAUCACCAAGACCGAUAAGAAGAAGAAGCGCAAGAGGAAGGAGAGCUACGCCAUCUACAAUUACAAGGUCCUGAAGCAGGUCCACCCUGACACCGGCAUUUCGUCGAAGGCAAUGAGCAUCAUGAACAGCUUUGUGAAUGAUAUCUUCGAGCGCAUUGCUGCCGAGGCGUCUCGUCUGGCUCACUACAACAAGCGCUCGACCAUAACCAGUCGGGAGAUCCAAACGGCUGUUCGCCUGCUCCUGCCCGGAGAGUUGGCCAAGCACGCCGUCAGUGAGGGAACCAAGGCUGUCACCAAGUACACCAGCUCCAAGUAA
Molecule: messenger RNA, 372 nt
Organism: Drosophila subpulchrella
Lineage: Eukaryota; Metazoa; Arthropoda; Insecta; Diptera; Drosophilidae
Product: histone H2B-like
Exons: 1
Coding region: 1-372 (123 amino acids)
Cellular component (GO): nucleosome
Molecular function (GO): structural constituent of chromatin; DNA binding; protein heterodimerization activity
Source: RefSeq, a predicted model, not a curated record